This is a messenger RNA of Kwoniella shivajii, 915 nucleotides long. RefSeq lists its product as uncharacterized. The transcript has a single exon. The record is from RefSeq and is a predicted model, not a curated record. NCBI's taxonomy places the organism in Eukaryota, Fungi, Basidiomycota, Tremellomycetes, Tremellales, Cryptococcaceae. Bases 1 to 915 code for a protein of 304 amino acids.
AUGCCCGUCUCCUCACGCAAACCGCCUCCAAGUCCUCAGCCAUAUCUCGCGCCUUCAAGCUACUCACACUCUUCCUCGGGUCAUUCCCCAUCGUACACUCCUGGAUUUUCGAGAGACCCUUCUCCCGCACCUCCAUAUGAGAAUAGAAUCAACGCGGCGCCCGAUGCUUUCACCGGUACUCGAAUGCUAGCAUACGGACCAUCUGGACCUGCGACAGCGCCUGCAUCAGCACUCUCAUCUAACACCUCUUAUGCAUCUCCACCUCAAGCUGCGCAGCCCAACAGACUGCCUUUUUUUGAAGCCGCUUUAGCGCGGUCGAGGGGAGACACUCCUCAAGCAUAUCCCCAACCGUUACCUUCUUACCUGCCACCCCCGGAUCCCAAUCACCCUAAUUUAGCUAUCGGCUUCACUCAAUCCAAUACAGUGAGAUUUGCGCAAGGUUACGGAAGAGAGCUAUCUCGGUCUCCUUCCCCCGGCCUUGAUGAAAGCUUUGAUCAAGAUUACGAGCCUUACAGCUAUGGUGAUGAUGUGGAAAAAGCAUUAUUAGACGAUCACCAAGGUCCCGUUGACAUGAUGUGGAGUGAGAAGAUGACAGGGGAUGAAGGAGAUUUGUCAAUGGCACCAUUCAGGAGUCAAUCUGGCGUGAGUCAAGUACCCAGUAUACAUCUUCGUGGGGCGACCGGUUCUACAUUGUCACAAGAUGGGGAUAUGGCACAAUCGUCUACUCAACAUUUUGGUCCUGCACCAACAGGUCGUGUUGGCAGACGUACUCAUAAUGCCGCUGGGCACCGCCGAAUCAAGCAGUCCGCAACUCUAGACGAUAAUGGCUUCUUUGCCGUGGACAUGCCUAUCCCUACCAGACUGGCACAAUUUCUUCCUGUCAAAGGGGUAGAGGAGCAGAAAAGCACUAGGUGA